Molecule: messenger RNA, 1478 nt
Organism: Fragaria vesca subsp. vesca
Lineage: Eukaryota; Viridiplantae; Streptophyta; Magnoliopsida; Rosales; Rosaceae
Exons: 2
Coding region: 15-1304 (429 amino acids)
Source: RefSeq, a predicted model, not a curated record
AUCGUGUCCAAAAAAUGCUGAAGAAUCCCAAAAACGCCGCCAUGUAUAUCGCCCGCUACUUCUCCGAUCUCGACUGGCGCCUCCUCCUCCUACUCAUCCCUCCCCUCUCUCUCAUAGUCUUCUUCUCACUCUCCUCCGCCCCCUCCAACCCCCUAUCCCCAAUCCGAUCCUUCAUUCUCGGCCGUACGAUCCUGCAGCCCCAGCAGCACAGCGUAACCGUCAACUCAACCGUCGCGCCGUCGUGGAAGGAUGAGCUGGAUCGGUCGAGAAUUGCGGUGUGCCUUGUGGGUGGGGCCCGGAGGUUCGAGCUUACCGGGCCGUCGAUAGUGGAGAAGAUUCUGAGAGAGUAUCCGAAUUCGGAUCUUUUCUUGAACAGUCCGAUGGACCAGAACGCCUUCAAAUUCUCGCUUCUUAGGUCUGCGCCGAGGCUCGCGUCCGUCAGGAUUUUCCGGCCGAAACCGAUGCCUGAGUCCGAGUUGCAGCUCCGAGUCUUGACCGCCCACAACUCCCCAAACGGCAUCCAGGGUCUUUUGCAAUAUUUCAAUCUAGUGGAAGGCUGUCUAACUCUAAUUCAAGAGUACCAGAGGAAGAAGAACUUCACCUACGACUGGAUAGUCCGAACCCGAGUCGACGGGUACUGGAACGCCCCGCUCGACUCAAAAUUCUUUGUACCGGGCAAGUACCUAGUCCCUCCCGGUUCCAACUAUGGCGGACUCAACGACCGUCUUGGUAUCGGGGACCUCAACACCUCCACAGUGGCCCUCUCUCGCCUCUCACUAUUACCCCAGCUCGACGCUGCAGGGAAGCACCAGCUCAACUCGGAGACGGCGUUCAAGGCCCAGCUCACCACCCAAGGGGUGACUCCGGUCUUAAAACGACUCCCGUUUUGCAUAGUUUCAGACCGCAAGUAUGAUUUCCCGCCUGCGCGUUUUGGAGUUCCGGUUGCAGCCCUGUCGAGCCCAGGCCCAUUGAGUGGGGCGAAAUGCAGGCCUUGCAAGCCUGUGUGUCAAGGCCCAUGCGUAGGGGACGUGAUGGAGGGCCUGUACAAAGGAUGGAGCUGGACGGACUGGGCCAAUGGAGCGCUCGAGCUUUGCAAUGCGCAUGCGGAUUGGGAGAAGGGUUGGGAGAAAAUAUUUGAUAGAGUAGCUGGGAAGAAAAAGAGUGCUGAGCGAAAACGAGUGUGGAGUUUGACGGUGGACAAGUGCAUUGCUGAUUUUAAUCAGAUGAGAAACCGGACCGGGAUCUGGGACACCCCGCCGGUCGACGAGAUUUGUAAGACAGGGAUCAGUUCGGGUCCUAAGUGAAGCUACAAGCUCCUUACAAUACACGAAACUAACCAAAACAAAACAGCAUACAAGCACAGGCAUAGAGGGAUAUUUUUGGCUCCUGUAGAAUUUCUCUUUUGUUGUAGUGUAUAAUGUUUUUGACUAAUAUAUGAUUUAUGGUGGUGAAUUUUUCAAAGAAAAGAAGAAUCUGAU